Molecule: messenger RNA, 726 nt
Organism: Phycomyces blakesleeanus NRRL 1555(-)
Lineage: Eukaryota; Fungi; Mucoromycota; Mucoromycetes; Mucorales; Phycomycetaceae
Exons: 1
Coding region: 1-726 (241 amino acids)
Source: RefSeq, a predicted model, not a curated record
AUGAGAGAAUUGCGUUCUCAGGUACCAGAUGAGGCCUUUCCUCGUUUGGUGGUUUAUGACCUUGGUUUAAGUGAUUCUCAGCGUGGGGUGUUAUCGAAUCUAAAGAAUAAUGAAUACCUGGAUGAAUGGGUUGAAUUUGACUAUGGGGCAUACCCUGCCUUUUGGAAUAUCAGUAACAACCGAGGCGAGUAUGCUUGGAAGACAGGAGCAGUGAAGGAUGUACAAGAGCGCCAUGGAGGUGUUAUUGUGUGGCUUGAUACGGGUGAUGUACCGAACCACAAGUUUAUUAUGACCAUGCCGGAUUACAUUCGUCGUCAUGGAUUCUGGUCUCCUCGCAGUACUGGGUUAAUGGGGCCUCGGUUCAAUCAUCCUGGACUGUUUAAAUACUUUGAAAUUGACCAGGCGGACUACGUUACGAAGGAGAACUGCAAUGGAGCAGCGCUUGGAUUUAAUGCUGAUGACCCACGUAUUUUGAAUGAGAUAAUCAAUCCGUGGUACGAGUGUGGACUUGAUCUGGCUUGUAUUGCACCGGCUGGAUCUUCUCGACGCAACCAUCGCCAGGAUCAGUCUGCAAUUAGCCUUCUAGCUCUCCGUGCUGGAUUCCGGUGUUUCGAAUACCCAGAGUUCCAUGGCGUCACUAUUCAUCAGGAUGACCAGUGUAAUGAGCGCUUAUUGAGACUCAACGAAAAGAAACAAUUGCUUCACCCCUCUUCAAUUGACACCUGA